This is a messenger RNA of Mytilinidion resinicola, 750 nucleotides long. RefSeq lists its product as uncharacterized. The transcript has 3 exons. The record is from RefSeq and is a predicted model, not a curated record. The coding region runs from base 1 to 750 and encodes 249 amino acids. NCBI's taxonomy places the organism in Eukaryota, Fungi, Ascomycota, Dothideomycetes, Mytilinidiales, Mytilinidiaceae.
AUGCGAAAGAACAGCACCUUACCAGUCUCCUCAGCCCGCGUCGUCGCGAAGACGUUGGGCGAGCUGUGCAAUGGCACAGUCACAAAGGAGGGUGGCAAUGUCUACCGCAGCCUGGUCACAAGAGCACAAGCCGGCGGCUACCAGUCGACUACUCACCUGGACGUGGACAGCGACUUUCGUCACCGUAGCCCUACUUUGCCACACCAUUGUCCUUAUCACGGGAAUCUCUCCAUCACCUCUACGUUCCUCCAACAGUCACCUCUACUCCCGCUCAAACCUCUCUCACCCAUCCCACUCAACAUGUCUAGCACUACCACCCCGUCUAGGGCCGAGCCCAAUAUUGUCCGCUGCUGUGUAGCCUACAUGGUGUUUAUCAAGGUCGAUAAGCUCAUCGGCGAACACAGGUUGAAUUGCAAUCGAGUCGCCGCUGCUGUGCGGACUACAUGGCAUGGCGGUUUUACAGGAUGCAACCACAAAAACCGGUUGCUUCUACUCCUUGCAGUCAGCUACGAACAUAGCCGUGAACAGCGAGAUCUACUUGCACUAGAACUCUUCGCCCCCGAACAACAGCACUCUGCGCCCUUUCUUCGAGCGGACCAGGUCUCAAUCCACCUUCCCAACCUUACGAACCUAACCCAGCUCGCCGUCUACCGGCCCUCGAAUAUUAGCUACCGCAAACGAAGCCUAAUUUACAAUCUCGGAUGCAAGGGAAGCGGGGACGGGAGGGAUAUGGACAUUGCGAUUUGGUAG